Molecule: messenger RNA, 3021 nt
Organism: Micropterus dolomieu (smallmouth bass)
Lineage: Eukaryota; Metazoa; Chordata; Actinopteri; Centrarchiformes; Centrarchidae
Product: protein tweety homolog 2-like
Exons: 15
Coding region: 302-1882 (526 amino acids)
Cellular component (GO): plasma membrane
Molecular function (GO): intracellularly calcium-gated chloride channel activity; volume-sensitive chloride channel activity
Source: RefSeq, a predicted model, not a curated record
UCGAUCCGUUUUCUCUGACACAAACGCUUGGCCCACAUUGAAUCUGUAUAUUAUUUAGUAGUUGCGCAACUCAACGGUUCACACAGAAUUAUGGAAACCGGAGUGAGAAGUAGUAAUAUUCAGCCUUAUACUGAAUGUGUGAUGGCAAAAGAAGAACUUCCUCUUUAAUAUUUUGUGGUGAUUGUAACCUCUACUGAGGUCGCGUUUAUUUUAUUUUUUACUUUUCGGGAAAACGUGGGAGUCAAGGUCUCAAGGGGAAGCGUGCUGUCAGCGGUUCGGUGGGCUGACAUUACAAGCAGGAAUGGCCACUGCAAGGCUUGAUUACGUUGCUCCGUGGUGGACAUACUGGCUGCACAAUUUCCCUCACUUCAGUUUCUUUUUCCAGUCGGUAGACAGUACUUUCAAACCGGAGGAGGCGAGCUACCAGCAGUCCUUGAUCAUUCUAGCGUGUGUUGGUGCGGUAGGUCUGGUUCUGAGCCUUCUGGUCCUUGCAGUAUACCUGGUCUGCCUGUGUUGCUCCCGCAGGGAAACAGAUGACGACACCAAAAGGCCUAAUACCUGCUGCGUCACCUGGGCUGCUGUCAUCACAGGUCUCAUCAUAUGUUCUGCAGUAGGAGUAGGUUUCUAUGGAAACAGUGAGACCAACGAUGGGGUGUACCAGCUGACCUACUCGCUCUCCAAUGCCAAUCACACAUUGGGUGGCAUCAACAAUCUGGUUGCCGGAUCUCUGAGCAAUUUGGAAACGCAACUCAAACAGCACCUCGAACGGCUUGAUGAAAUCUUUGCUACAAGGGCUGACUACCUCCAAGCUUUGCGCUUCAUGCAGCUGAUGGUCAACAAUGUCAUACGCGAGCUGAUUGCUCUGCCAGAUAUCAACAACGCCAAUGUUGACUUGGCAGCCAUUGCUGACCAAACGGCCUUCAUUGAGUAUUAUAGAUGGCUGACAUAUCUGCUGCUGCUGAUCAUGGAUCUGGUCAUCUGUCUGGCCAUGUGCUUAGGGAUGGCCAAGCAGUAUCGAUGGCUGCAUAUCACGAUCAUGGCUUUUGUAGUGCUGUCUCUGAUCCUGAGCUGGGCCUCACUGGGAGCGGGCACUGCUACUGCUGUGGGCACCAGUGACUUUUGUGUAUCUCCAGACAAGUUUAUUGUUAACCAAACCAAGGAUUUCCUCAGUGCAGAUGUUGCUCACUAUUAUUUGUUCUGCAGUCCGAAUCUACCUAACCCUUUCCAACAGUCUUUGACAAUCUGCCAGCGUUCUCUGACCACCAUGCAAAUUCAGAUCCAGGGCUUACUGCAGUUCUCGGUGCCUGUCUUUCCCACUGCUGAGAGAGACCUUUUAGGGAUCCAACGACUGUUGAACUCCACCGAGUUCAGUCUACACCAGCUAACAGUCUUGCUUGACUGCCGCGGGCUACAUAAGGACUACCUGGAUGCCCUAAUGGGUGUGUGCUAUGAUGGGGUGGAAGGACUCCUCUACCUGUCUGUGUUUUCUCUGCUGGCUGCAUGCACACUCACUGCCAUGCUCUGCGUGAUGUUCAGACUGUGGACACUAAUGGGCAGCAGAGACAAAGAGUAUGAUGAUAUAGAUGAAGAGGACCCGUUCAACCCCCAAGCACGGCGGAUAUCCUACAACCCCAGAAGGUCCAAUGUCCACAGUUUCUGUAGCUUUACCAGCAGCCUCGAGAGCCAGCCCAGCCUUCAUCCGCCUCUGCAAUCUGCUUCUAAUGUCAUACCACCUCCAGAAUACAUGAAUCAGUCCAUGCUGUUUGGAGGGAGUCCUCGAUAUGAGAACGUGCCGCUGAUAGGGAGAGGAUCCCCACCUCCCUCGGAUGUUCUAACCUAUAACCCAAAGCUCCAUACAGUACCUCAGCUGUGUGACCUUUGACCUUCUGGCACUGUUUUAUCCACAGUGUGUUACAUUAUUCACCCAGUAUGAGGACCACCUAUCUAUCUAUGACUGAUGCCCAGAUCAGACACUUUGGGACUGACUUCCAGGUGUAGCCUGCUACCUACUGAAUCCUUUUGAGAGAGGUACUGUCUGAGACUGAGUUCUUACCAAGGAGGCUGUCUUCCUGGCAUAAUCCUGUUUACGGGAGCUGCAGCCUGCUGUCCCAAUCUGAGAUAUGAAAGCAAACUAUAUGAGGCAAAUACCUCAGUAACACACCAAUGCAGCGCUCUGAAAGCCCUGCAUGCACUUUUGAACAGAGUGCCUGUACAGGUUCACUUCAAGACUGUUGUUGAUGUUGUCAUGAUGUGUGAAAAUACUGUUACUGCAAUGUAAGCAUUCCCAUGAGCCAAAUCAAAAGCGUUUGAACUGAUUGAAUCAACAAACAAAAAAAAAAGUUUUGCUUUUUCUUAUGUUCCGGUGGCCUGCAUGGAUAUGAUCAUCAAUACGGUCAGUACCCAUAGACCGUCCAUCAUGGCAUUUAGAUUUUUUUCAAAAUCCCUACUCUGUGGCAGUAAUUUAUUCCCUCAUAUAUUAGGCCUUUGUGUAAUUUUUAAUGGUGCUAUAUGAAAAUGAAACAACAUAUUUUCAACUUUUCAAAAUAUUAACAGAAUGUCUCAGUGAAAACCAUACCAAAUAUUGUAGUUUUUUUGUUUUAUUCUUUACUUUCUAGGUAAGUAACUGUCACAGGUUUAAUCAUCUCUUUGUUCAAGUUGUAUUACUGAAUUGCAAUAUAUGACCUGCUGAUCAGGGAUGGGUGAAAUUGUCGGAGCUGAUGGGUUUAUUAGGGUUUUGCUUUAUAUGGAGACCAAAUAGCACACACCCCCAGGCCUAAAUAACCACAACAGAAUGGGAUUCAAUUCGCCUGCAGGCAUUUAUUACAGUGUUGUUACACAACUGGUACAGUAUGAACUGAAUAUACACACAUUUAAUGUUUGUUCUCAGUCCUUCAGCCCUCAUUAUUUUAUGAAUGAGAAAUUGUUCUCAUCAGUUUUGGAGUAAUCUGUUGUAUGCUGUUUUCUGUUUUGGAUAAUGUAUCAAACUAAACCAAUGUUUGACCAUAAAUGCUGUAUUCAGAU